GUGAUGCAGAGCGUGAAGGAGCACCGGAACGUAUGCAUUGCGGCGGGCAAGAAGUUGAUGAAGCUAGGACCCGUAAGCGGACAUGAUUACCUUCUGGUCUACGCGUUCAUCUUUUACUUGCUGUUCAUGCUCAUGGCCCCAGUAUUCCACUACAAUAUAAAGGACGACCUGGUGGUAUUCGGAAGCGGCGUGCUGAUCAUGACCAGCGCGAUGCCUUGGUCGGCGAGCCAGUACUGGAACCCUGAGCGCCGAAUGGUCUGUUGGAAUGCAGUGGCACGUGACUUGCCUUGGCCCGUGGUCAUCGUCCAGUGCGCCGUCCUGCUCAUCGCGCGCAUUGUCGAGGUGUGCUGCUUGAGAUGGAAGUAAACUGUGCAAUGUAUAGCUUACGGUUGUUGCGCAAUCCCUUCACUCCCUAAAUCUUCCCGGAAAACUGCAAAAAAAAUAUUU
Messenger RNA from Dermacentor silvarum, 447 nucleotides. RefSeq lists its product as uncharacterized. The transcript has 3 exons. Lineage: Eukaryota; Metazoa; Arthropoda; Arachnida; Ixodida; Ixodidae. The record is from RefSeq and is a predicted model, not a curated record. Bases 4 to 366 code for a protein of 120 amino acids.